Molecule: messenger RNA, 1512 nt
Organism: Candidozyma haemuli
Lineage: Eukaryota; Fungi; Ascomycota; Pichiomycetes; Serinales; Metschnikowiaceae
Gene: LAP3
Product: bleomycin hydrolase
Exons: 1
Coding region: 1-1512 (503 amino acids)
Biological process (GO): proteolysis; L-homocysteine catabolic process; response to toxic substance
Cellular component (GO): cytoplasm
Molecular function (GO): cysteine-type aminopeptidase activity
Source: RefSeq, a predicted model, not a curated record
AUGGGCUCCUCCACUUCCAAGUACCCUAAAGACGACACUUCCUCUGUAGAAGUGUACAACGAGAAAGUUGGCUACGAGGCUCCUUCCAGUUCUGUCUCUGCAGACUCUGCUGCUGAGUAUUUGCAAGGUUUGUCCUUGGACGUCUGCGACUACCUGAACGACAUCAACGCUUCGACAAUUAAGAAGUGGGAUGCCGAUUUGCAGGCUGACCCUAAGAACAGAGUUGUUCAGAACGCGUUUUCUCAACAUACGCUUGCAGAAAUCACCAAGAAGAGAAAUGUGGACUUGACGUUGAACGACCGUUACCUUUUCAACGUGGAGGUGGACCCAAUUGGCUCGCCUUCGUUCUUGGACAACCAGAAAUCUUCUGGUAGAUGCUGGAUUUUCGCCACCAGUAACGUUAUCCGUACCAAUGUUAUCCAGAGACAUAACUUGGACCCAUCUGAGUUCCAGGUGUCUCAGGCUUACCUUUACUUCUACGACAAGUUGGAGAAGGCCAACUACUUCCUUGAGAACAUUAUUGAUACUGCCGAUGAGCCACUUGACUCUCGUUUGAUCCAAUGGCUUUUCUCUGGUUCUGUCAACGAUGGUGGCCAGUGGGAUAUGAUUUCUAACAUUAUCGACAAGUACGGUAUUGUUCCAAACGAGGUUUUCCCAGACAACGCCAACGCGCUGAGCUCCAGCAGCUUGAACGCCAUUUUGACUGACAAGUUGAGAGAAUACGCUUUGGUGUUGAGAAAGUUGAAGGCUAAGGGUACUCCAAAGAAGGCCAUCUUGGCUGCCAAGAACGGCUUCAACAAGCAGAUAUACAACAUUGUCGCUCUCUUCUUGGGCUCUCCAGUUGGUCCAAACGAGGAGUUCACCUGGGAGUAUAAGGACAAGAACGGCAAGUUCCACAGCGUCAAGACCACUGCUGUUGAGUUCUACAAGAAGUACGCGUCUUACAACGUCACCCAGCGUUUCUCCUUGCUUAACGAUCCUAGAAACGAGUACAACAAGUUGUACACCGUUGACCGUUUGAACAACGUCUACAACGGUAGACCAAUUGAGUAUGUCAAUGUUGACUUGCCAGCCAUGAAGAAGGCUGCCAUCAACAUGUUGAAGAACAACGAGCCUGUUUUCUUCGGCUGUGACGUUGGUAAGUUCUUCGAUGGUGCUUCUGGUGUCAUGGACACUAAUUUGUUCGACUACGACUUGGUUCUUGGUGCUGCUCCUAAGCUUACCAAGGAGGAGAGAUUGAGAACCGGUUCUUCCCAGAUGACCCACGCCAUGGUUAUCGCUGGUGUUCACUUGGACACUGACGGUAAGCCAGUCAGAUGGAAGGUGGAGAACUCCUGGGGUGACGCUGGCGGCAACAAAGGCUGGUACUUGAUGUCGGACGACUGGUUCAACGAGUACGUUUUCCAGGUUGUCACCUCCAAGGCCUACGUCGAGAGAUCCCACUACGAGCUCUGGAAGAGCAAGAAGUACGACGUCUUGCCAUUCUACGAUCCUAUGGGAGCCUUGGCCUGA